CAUAAGACACGGGACAUAGCUCGCUCCCAUCCAUACACCCUGAACCUGUGGCACUCAGUGUAGCUCGCUCGCGAGCCAAGCAAGCGCCUCUCAAAUGCCGAGGCCGCGUCCUUCCGAGCCGUGGCCGCAGCACAUCACCCGACUUGCCAAGCGGCGGCGCACGCGUACACAGAUGGCCGCGAUCCCACCACGAACGUCGGUGCUGCUGCUGGCGCUGGCCGUCGCCGCUCUCAGCUGUCACGCCGUGGAGCCGCCGAAGCAAGAGCGGACGGCGCUGCAGUCCUUCCUCGCCGCCUUGCCGCACGAGCGCGAUCUGGGCUGGAACUCGCCGUCCGCGCCCUCGGCGUGCCUCUGGCCCGGCGUCACCUGCGACGCGAGCAACACCACGGUCGUCGCCGUUCGCCUCCCGGGUGUCGGCCUCGCCGGCGCCCUCCCCACCGGCAAGCUCGGAGAGCUCCGGGGCCUCCAUACGCUCUCCCUCCGCAACAACCGCCUCUUCGGCGUCAUCCCCGCGGACUUCUUCGCGCUGCCCCUGCUCCGCUCGCUCUACCUCCAGGGGAACCGCCUCUCCGGCUCCAUACCGCCCGAGGUCGCCGGGCUCGCGGCGCUCCGGCACCUCGCGCUCUACGACAACCACCUCACCGGUGAGAUACCGGCCGCGCUCGACAGCCUGAGGGAGCUGCGGUUGCUUAGGCUCGACGGCAACCGCCUCUCUGGCGGCCUCCAGAGCCUGAGCGGCCUCCGGCGGGUCAAGGUGUUUAAUGUCUCUGACAACCAGCUCGCCGGCGCUGUCCCGGAAUCCCUUGCGCGCUUCCCGCCAGAGUCAUUCGCCGGCAACCUUCGGCUCUGCGGCAAGCCCCUCGAUAGGCCAUGCCCGUCCCCCGGCGGCGGAGUCGUCCCACCGGUGCAAGAGAAGAAGAGGAAGCGGCUCUCCGGCACGGCGGUCGCGGCCAUCGCCGUGGGCGCCGCGGCUGGCGCGCUGCUCGCUCUCAUCCUGCUCCUGCUCUGCUUUGUUCGCCGCCGCCGGGACGACGCGGCAGCCAGCGGCGACGACAGGAACAAGGCGCCCACGCCGGCGACGCCGGUGAGAGGGCACACGCUGACGCCGUCGACGGUGUCAGGCGAGAUGACCGACCUGACGUCUUCAAAGGAGAUACCCUCGGCAGCGGGCGGCGGCGCGGCAGAGAUGAUGAGGAGCCGGCUGGUGUUCAUGGGCGGCGGCGGCUACAGCUUCGACCUGGAAGACCUGCUGCGGGCGUCGGCGGAGGUGCUGGGGAACGGCGUCGCGGGGCCGACGUACAGGGCGGCGCUGGAGGACGGGACGACGGUGGCUGUGAAGCGGCUGAAGAACGUGGCGGCGGAGCGGCGGGAGUUCGCGUCCGCCGUGGAGGCGGUGGGCCGGGUGCAGCACGGCAACCUGCUCCCCGUCCGCGGCUACUACUACUCCAGCGACGAGAAGCUCCUCGUCGCCGACUUCCUCCCCGACGGCAGCCUCUCCGCCGCGCUCCACGGUAGUGGCGGCUCCAGCCGGACACCGAUGGACUGGAACACGCGGAAGCGGGCCGCGCUGUCGGCAGCGCGCGGGGUGGCGCACCUGCACGCGGCACACGGCCUCACCCAUGGAAACUUGAAGUCGUCCAACCUGCUACUCCGGCACGGCGACCCUGAAGCCGCUGCGCUUUCCGACUACUCCCUCCAGCACCUCUUCUCCCCACCACCGUCGUCCGUGCAGGGCAGUGUCGGUGGGUACCGCGCGCCGGAGCUCGUGGAUGCGCGUCGGCCGACAUUCAAGUCCGACAUAUACUCGCUCGGAGUGGUCUUCCUUGAGAUCCUCACCGGCAGGUCCCCCACGACGGCGUCGACCGGUGUGGGUGAUAGUGGUGUGUCGUCGGACCUGCCGCGAUGGGUACAGUCGGUGGUAAGGGAGGAGUGGACGUCGGAGGUGUUCGACGCGGAGCUGGUGAGCCUGGAUGGGGGCAACGCCGAGGAGGAGAUGGUGGCGCUGCUGCAGGUGGCCAUGGCGUGUGCGGCCACGGCGCCGGACGCGCGGCCAGACGCCUCGGAGGUCGUGAGUAUGGUCGAGGAGAUCGGUAUCGGGCACGGGCGGGCCACGACAGAGGAUAGAGGGCAGGGUGCAUCCGAGGAGGAGGAGCAGUCAUGGGGCAUGCCGACGGGCACCAGCGCAACGUCGUGAUCCACCAACACAGACGAUGUGUUUGGACAUAUGCAAACACCAUGUGUAAAUGUGGAGGUUCUCGUGUGUACCUGAGCUCAACGAAAAAAUUGAGGGAACCACCUGAGCUCAAAUGUUAUUAACUUUUUUUGAUCAAAUCAGCUUUCUUCUAGAAGAACAGCACAUCAUUAUUUAA
Triticum dicoccoides is the source of this 2369-nucleotide messenger RNA. RefSeq names its product probable inactive receptor kinase At2g26730. Gene Ontology annotation, biological process: protein phosphorylation. The transcript has 2 exons. The record is from RefSeq and is a predicted model, not a curated record. Bases 95 to 2194 code for a protein of 699 amino acids. Lineage: Eukaryota; Viridiplantae; Streptophyta; Magnoliopsida; Poales; Poaceae. Gene Ontology annotation, molecular function: protein binding; ATP binding; protein kinase activity.